CAAGCCUCUUUACUUUCUAUUUAAACCUGCACUUGUCAGGAGAACAGAGACUGGACAAGCAGACCUGAUGACUGAGGACCAGAAAGGGAUGUGAGAGACUUUUCUUUUUCAACGUGCACUUGGACUCCAGAAUAUUUUGUUUUCCCAUCAGGAUACUGGCCAUGUCUGAGAGUAUUGUAAGGAAGGUACAGCCAUUCACGAUCGGGACCAAGCUGUCUGUCCCUGCUGUGCCCAAAUGCCAGGAGAUUACGCCGAGUUAUCUGCAAAGCCAGAACUUUGAUAACUGCACACUACAGCAGAACCUGAACUCGCUCUACCUCAGUCGACAGCAGGUCUGCGCUCAUGGCCCCUGUCUGGUCUUGCCCACCGGCCAACAGGUAGCCCCUGUAAAAGACAACCAGGAGGACAUGGCCACAGAGGACCACCUCAACCAGAACGCCUCUCUUUCGUCCGCUGUUUCGAGAUCCAUUAAAAAGAUUAACAUCUCGGGGAAUAAGGAAAGAGCAGAGGACGUUAUUUCAGCGGGACAGAGACAGCGAUCUAUUUUGAGAGCCACUUCAGAAAACCAUAAUAAUAACAACAACAACUUUAGCAGCACAUCAGAUCCCAACAUGCCAAGGACUGUGGAAGUCAACCGUGAGAAUAAACCUAACUCUCACUUCAAGGUUUUCGUUGAAGAUUAUUCAGCUGCGCAGGGACAAACCGGACCCAAACUAAAUGGAGAAAAGCCAGUCCAACAGGCUGAGAAAUGGAUGAAAAGCAAACGGCAAGACCUGAAGGAUGACUCUAAAAUUCAGUGCUGCCCCCUGCAGGACUGGGAUGAAGCCUCACAGAUCCUCCAGAGAGACCUCAAAGACUUUGACAACACCCUCAUCCAGCUCAACCAGACAGGCGAUCAACUUAUCUGCAAGCUGAAUCCGACCUCUGACCUUGUGAAGAAGCAGCUGAGCCAGCUAAAAGACCAAUGGAACAUUCUGAAAGAGACCGCCACCAAUCAGUCCAGGGUGCUGGGAGGGGCCAAAAAUGUGCAGGAGUUCAACAAAAAAGUGGAUAAACUAGAAGCUUGGAUUAAAGAGAAGGAAGAGGAGCAGUCUCUUAUAAAUGUCAUGGGGGGAAAUGUUGACAAAAUGCAGCUAACCAGAAGAAUUUUAGAUUUGAAACAGGAUGAGCAGUUACACAGAACCCUCCACGAAGAGAUCAAUCAUUUGGCCCUCAAACUAGAGAAACAAGGGAAGGCAGACAGCAAAAGUAUUUCCAGCAGGCGGAAAAACAUCAAUAAAAUGUGGCUGAAAGUCCAGUCACACCUGAAAAAACACCAAGACAAUCUUCAUCUCGCAUUAGAGGUGUCAUCCUUCUACCAGCAGGCCGACAACACAAUAUUUAUCAUCAAUAACAUGAUGAAAAGCAUAAAGGCCUCCAAAGAGCCUGACCUCUUCGGAGACAGGGAAAUCCGAGACAUUGCCAGUCAAAUCAUGAUGUUAGAUGUGAGCGUGUCACAGCUGUCUAAUCUCCAUCCUGCCUUGGCUGCCGGAGUAACACAGAAGCAGGGUGAGCUCAAGGACUGCUGGGUGUCUCUUCAGAAAGUUUUUAGGAGUGACCGGACCGCCCUCUCUCCCACGGGCUCAACAUUCACCAGGGAAGACGCUGACCCUUUGACACCAGCACAAGAACUCCAUUGCAGCAUGGGAAGGGAGAGUCGAAGGAUCAUGGGAAAGCAAGGCACAGACUGGCAUCCUAAGGGCUUUAUGAGUACAUCCGAAGGCUGUGCGAGCGCUAGGGAAAGCCAGCCACAGCAAUCUGUGAACCACACCUCUUCACCCAUGAGAGUUGGCCCUGCCUUUGCAAAUGAUCUCACCGGCAGUCAUCAGUCGAGGAGGGAAAGCAGGAAGCCUAAAAUUGAGCCCAAGCAUGCCACUGCACCGCGAGGCCACACACAGAUUCACAUACAGCUCCAGAAGUUCACUGUGUCGGCUGACAAGACUUUGUCCUGGCUGAAAGAUAAUGUUUCAAUGGCUACACAAGUGUGUUCAAUAGCUAACUCGGAGGGCCUGGAGGCAGCCAGGAGGUGCCAACAUGCAGUGCAACAAGAAAUCAUCACCAAUAAAGCCAGAAUAGAAGUGGUCAAACGAGAGGGCCAUGAGCUGGUCCGUGCACAACACCCGGGCAGUGGCAAGAUCCAACAGUUCCUAAGCCAGCUGGAGGUGCUGUGGGAAGAGCUGCAGAGGAGGCACCAGAGAAAUGGUAGCUUCCUGCAGGCCUCUGAAGAUCUGGGUUUUAAGGUUGUUAAAGUACAUCAGGCUCUGGGGAGCCUGGAGGCCUGGUUGGGGUCUGUAGAGCUUUCCAUUACGGAGUCCUCACUAGCCAGUGACCCUGAAACCAUGACGAUAGCAGAGCAGCAGAGCUGUCUGCUGGAGAAAGAAGUCCGCGUACGCAGCCUGGAGCUGAGUGCUCUAAGACAAGAAGUGGAGCACCUCCACGGCCACGGUUACCUGCACACACGAGGCUUGCCAGCUCGUAUGGAGGAGGUGGAGAGAAAAUACCAAAGUGUCCUAAGUUCCCUGACUCAGCAGAGUUCCAAACUGCAGGACACGCGCAUGCUUACGGAGUUCUUGGAGCGUGUGGAGUUGGAGGAGAGUCAGGCGCUUGACAGCAGUAAAUGUUGUUUUGUUCAGCCUCUCCACAGUAAGAUCUCAUCCAUUUCUGACUUGCUGGGACUUCAAGGCAGUGAUGGGGGUGACCUUAUGGAAGGCAUGGGUGACCCUGUAGAGGAAUUACAAGAGGCUGUAGAGAUGCUGAAUGACACCGUGAGGGAGAGAGGCCGCUCACAGAAUCAUGACCAGGCCUUACAGGAACUAAUGAGCAACCAAACCAGGCUGGCUGUACGCAUAGAGGAGUGUCUCUGCUGCUGCAAGGAACUUAACUUGGACAUCCUUGAGAAGGAGACAGACAUGGCCGUCCAAUGUGAACUAGAUCACUGUGGCCUUGAGGCUCUACAACAGAGGCAUGAUCAACUGGAGAUCGACUAUGACGUUCUCGCAGACAAAGUGAAGGAGAUGGAGAAACAGGGUUCUUGUUUGAGGGAGCUCUGCCCAGAUAAAGUGUGUGUACUGUGGGCGAGCAUUCACACAACACUGCAGGCCUGGACAGAGUUGGGAAAGAGCGUGACGGAGAUCAAAUCCCGUCUGCAAGAGUUUUGUCAUCUCCAAGGCUUCUUCAGGAGCUACCUCACCCUGAUCUCAUGGACAGAAGACACCAGGUCAUGCAUUUUCUCUGAAACGUCCUUGCAUCUGAGGGAAGAUGGGCUGAGCCCACUGGCCACAGAGCUCGAUAAACAAAUUGAACAGAAGUUUGAGGAGUUUGAUGAGCUGGCGGCGACUGGGACAAACAUUUUAGACAAAGAACAUCACCUGUCUCAGAUGGUAGGAGAGCGCAUGGAGGAACUGCAAAGUAUGCUUGGGUGGAUUUCGGUGCACUGGGGAGCGAAGAAAAAAGAGUGGAUGCAUAGGACGCGGAGACAGGAGCACUUAAUUGAUAACAUUUAUUCUGAGGCCACAUUCUCCCAAUUAACAGAGGAUAUAUAUUCUUAUGAGUCCUGUCAGUCUUCAAAAGCAAUCUCAGAACAAAGAACAUCAAAGAUAGAGGGAGACACUCAGAUCUCAGACCUGUUCCCUGGACAUGUGCAGCAGCCAGAGGACGGCUAUGAAAUCAUGAAAAGCGUUGCUCAGCGGGAUGGUGAGUCCCUGCAAUCAGAGUCUCCCACACCCGCCAUCAUGGUCAGAAAAGAACCCAUCAGUCCCUCAUUGGGGGGCACGGUCAACCUCAUCCUUAGCUUUGGUAACACAGGAGACAACCAGGUUCAGGUGCUUGACUCUCCUGCUCGGAUUGAUGAGGUUUUGAAAGAGACUUCUGAGCCCCUCCACAGGCCCACUGUGCCUGCCUGUAAAAACUUUUGGAAGCGCUGCCAGGGUAUUUUGGAAAAUACUUUGGGUAGUUUAAAGCGAAAGAAAAAGAUUUAUCGGCAAAGUGCAAAUGAGGUGAGCACCUACUUGCAUGUUAAGGAUAACAACUUGGCUGUGGCUCCCGUGUAUGAGAGUAUCACACUCCCUCGCCAAAAGAGCAACUCAACAUCUUCAGCCUCCUCUACCAUUUUGCCACCCUCAUCCUCACCAUCCUCCUUGGUGCCUGUUCCUCAGGCGACUGUGUCUUUUCACCCUUUGAACGGCAGGACUGGAAACAGCACCAUCUUUAGUAGCCUCAAGAGAAUAGGCAAGAAGAGAAAGAGAAUGAGAGACACUCGCAGGCAUACUAUCCAAAAAGUCAUGGGGGUGGACGAGGAAACAGAUGAGCCUCGUUACACCAGUGAGACAUUCACAUAUGACACUCACACGUGGCCACUGAAAGAGGGUCGGAGGAGGAAAAGUGCACCACUGUGUGAGGAUGGAAUUGACGCUGUGGAUGACAUGCAGAAUCCCCUGUUGAGGGACAUAGAGUGCACUGGAGAAAACACUAUUACACCAUAUGCAGUCUCAAAGGGACCUGCCAGUCAAGGAAGAGGCCACUGCAGAUUCCUCUCUUUGGGUUCUGUGCUGAGUUUCGACCUUCCCAAAGACAUGACCCUCAUCCCCAGGAUUCCGGAUAUCAUUACCAUUGCUCCUCCAGAGUCCAAGAAGGGAGCUGGGACUGAUCCAGAUGACAAAUUCCAGCGGCACACAGCCUUAAGUUCUUUCAAACAAGCUCGACCCUCUACGGCCAACGCAAUCAGUGCAGCUAAUAUGAGUUCUGAGACACACAAGCCUACAGUUAUUGUGAAAGACUUGCCUCAUAACGGCUGCACUUUCAACACACCUCCUGCUCCCUCGGAAGAAGAUGACAAUCGGAUAGUACCAUGCAGUGACUUAUACAAGAAACAGGUCAGUCAGCUGGAAGAUAGAGAGCAGGAGUGGAAUGAAAUGUCAUCACUUAGUAAAACUGGGAAUGAUUACACAUUCCAGUCUUCCCAACUCCCAAUUUAUGUAAAUCACCCCCACCUUUCCACUGUUGCUGCCCAUAAACACCAGUGCCCAAGUGUCCAUACAUGUAUUCGGGACCUGAAUGGACACAAGUACCACAAAAGUGCAAUGAUCCGCAGUGUGAAUGAUGACAACCCAGGGCAGUGUCACCACCAAGCUUCUCACAUGGUUGUCAAUCUGAAGUCAGCUGUGAAUGUCCGUCAAGACUCGGUGGACUCUGGCAUCUCUAGUUCUAGCAGUAUUAAACUUUGUCCUGAUGCACCUCAUCCAGAUACCCAAAUUAUCGGGGUCGUGGGGAAACUCAUGUCCCUCCAAGUGGGACGCAUUGACUGCAAUAAGAUGACAGAGUGUGUGGGCCAAUCAAAAUCCAGCGAAGAGCUACAACAAGAGCCUGUCCACCUGGACCACCAACAGUUUGAGGAGGAAGAAGAAGAGCUGGAGGACAUCUGGAACCAAACUAGCAAUUUCCGGCAAAGUAUCUGUUCAGACAUCAUAUACCAGCCUAACCAAGAGGAGUCAUCAGAUCAACUGAGUGAUUCCAUCCGCUGCUCGUCUCUGAGCAAAGCUCCAGUUAUGCUCUAUCGAAACCUGGCCACAGCCUCAGAACCCAACCUUUUUGUGACUGAGUUGAAACUACCGUCUGAAAACCAGAGCUUCCUGGGUCAUAACAAAGAAACCAGUUCCCUAGACCCACCACAAACUAUAAGAGACAGAAAGUCGUGGGCAGCCUUUCCAAAUAGGGACCACGUUGGCAAGACAUCAGUGAUUUUGAACGAAACAGCUGCUGAUCCAGUGAAGCUUCCAGAAGGUAUUGAAAAUCAGAAAUACAUUUACCAAUACAGAGAGGACGAAGAGGAAGAGGAGUCAAACGGUGGAGAAGAAAUGGAAGAGAACACCGGCUUUUCAAAGAACCAGUCAACUCAAAACCUUGAAGUCGAGGAUCUGCAGGACGAAUCAAAAGCCACAAGAGGGCGCUGUGACAACAUGGAUAAAACUACUGUGCUGCAAUCUCUGGAGGGAACUCUUGAGAGGAAGCAAAAGCUUCAACUUGGAGGAAAGAAAGCAGCCUCCAGAGGCUGGUACUCGUGUCAUGUGGUCUUAUAUGGACACACCUUGUGCUUUUAUCAGGAUAAAAAGGAUACACUGAGGAGUUCUGUUUGUGGCCUGCCUCUGAACCUCUUUGGCGCCGAGUGUUCCCAUGCACCAGACUACACCAAAAAGCCCAACUGCUUCCGUUUAAGGCUGCGUGAUGGCUCAGAAUAUCUGUUCAAUACUUCAUCACGCUUCAUGAUGAAGAAAUGGAUGAUGGGAAUACAAGCAAACACAGGUCCAAGUCAGUCUUCAUUUUCAAGCAUCCCAGUGGAUCAAGACAUCAAAUUUGCCUUAAGCCCUCCUCUUUGCUCAGGCUGCUAUGGUCUGGCCAAAUGCUACUGCUCCACCCAACAUGAUACGACCUGCAAGAUCUCCAGACAGAAACCCACUGCCAAAGACAUGGUUGUCCUGGCCAGAGAGUUCAACCACAUGCCACACCUAAGAAGUUUGGAGAUAAAGCGGAACAUCUCACCCACACAUGGACACUCCUGCAAUGACGGUAAUGAUGACGGCAGCUGCAAGCAGACUCAUAGAAAUGAGAGAGAAAGCCCAUCUGGCUCUCCUUUGUCCGCGUCAUGCAGCAGCAAGGACGGGCUGAGCAGCAAGCGUCGCUCCCACUCCUUCACUUCCGCGACGUACCAGAAGAUCCAGGCGGCCCAGCAGACGUGCGGAGGCCCGGAGAGAGGGUCCCAGUACUGCGUGACACUGGUGCUGGGGGACUCUGGAGCUCCUGCAGGGACAGCAGCGGCAUGGCAGCAGGCGAGGAUCUCCAACAGCGGCCUGCCUCGGCCUCGGAACAAGUCUGUUUUUAAAAAGUUCUUUGGCAAAAAGGACCCAUAAGCGUCUAAUGUGCAGCGCACAUGCUUUCAUUCAAACACAUCGACUACUGACCAUAUUUAUACUUAGCGGCGCUUCCAGUUUUUUUUUCAUGAGUGUGUUGAGAGUCAUUUUUUACGAGUGUGUGUUUUCUUAUUUUCACAUUUGCCUUUUGUUUCUCUCUAUAGUGUGUGUGCACAAAGCAGCUCUGCAGGAAGUACGUGUAGAAAAAAAAAACAUUUGCAUGCUAAACAAAGUGAUAACGCCAACGAAAUACUAAAACUCAUCACAUUAUCGCGCCACAUAAUUGCUCCCCCUUUCCAUUUGCUCAGUGUGUGCUGAAUCCAAUUAUUUUCUUUUUCUGCUAGUCUGCAGUUUGACACUGCUUGUUUGUUGCAUGGAUCAUUCUUAAUAAAAAAAUCAAAAAAUA
Molecule: messenger RNA, 7347 nt
Organism: Nerophis ophidion (straightnose pipefish)
Lineage: Eukaryota; Metazoa; Chordata; Actinopteri; Syngnathiformes; Syngnathidae
Exons: 33
Coding region: 162-6941 (2259 amino acids)
Biological process (GO): muscle cell development; actin cytoskeleton organization
Cellular component (GO): Z disc; cell projection; cell junction
Molecular function (GO): phospholipid binding; actin filament binding
Source: RefSeq, a predicted model, not a curated record